AAUCAUAGAUGUACAUUUGAACCAAAUAUUAUGUAACAUACUUCAGUCUUGAUUUAGCUACCAACCGCUACGGUCAUCUCAUUUAUUAUAAUAAAGCUCUUAGUACAAAUAAUCAUUGUUACUCUCUUCAUUUCUUUCUUACAGUCCACUUAUACUCCGCUCGAACCAAUUGGUCCUUUUUCGCCACAUGUAGAACAUUCGUUUAAUAAAAAAUAAAAUUCUAAAUUCAAUAACUGUCUACUGUCCCAUUUAAUCCAUCCCCUUUGUGUGUGUGAAAGAGCUCGUGUCGCAAAAAACUAAACGGCAUUUAUGUAUAUUCAGUUCUUAAUAUCACCAUGAGCAACGCAGCUAGUUUAACGAAGCGAGAUACGGCUCGCAAUUCCAUCAGGCGCUAUAUGGUGAGCAGUAAAAAAGCCGAGUCAUUUGAUGCAGCUGAGAUCGAUGUCUAUCUCGGACUCCUCGCCGAGCAGUGGGAUAAAUUCCAAGCAGCCCAACAAGAAGUGGAACUUUCGUGUGGAGCAGAAACUAUUGCAGAGCAAGAGUCUGAACGUGAACAAGGCGAGACAUGGUAUCGAGAAGCUCUUACAAAUUUCACACGUGCACGCAACAAAAUCAAAAACGAUCCUCCCGGCACCAGCAAGGAGGUAGUUACAGUUGAUAAAUUGCUGCACGCUGCUCGAACAGACAUUCGUUUACCUCCAAUGAAAUUACCAUGCUUUGAUGGGAAUUCGAAAGAAUGGAAACCCUUUGAAGAUGCAUUUACCGCAUUCAUCCAUGGUGAGUCGUCGAUUUCCAGCGUCCAAAAAUUACACUUUUUGUUGAGCAGCCUUCAAGGUCCAGCUCUACAAGUUGUUAAAGGUUUUCGCAUCACGAGCAACAACUAUGACGAGGUUUGGGAACUAUUGAAAAAGCGCUACGACUCUACGAGAAUCAUUGUCGAUUCGCAUUUUCAAGCGCUUUUCUCUCUCAAAAAAAUAAAUACAGAGUCUUCUGCUGCCAUAAGAUGUCUCUUAGAUGAAACUCAAGAGCAUUUCCGUUCUCUCAAGGCUAUUGGGAGACCUGUCGAUAAUUGGGAUGACUGGCUACUUCAUCUAACUAUCAGCAAGCUUGAUAUCGAGACGCAUAGGCAGUGGGAGCUGACUCAGACUGGAAAUAAAGUUGCGAACUUUAACGAACUUGUGACAUUUUUGGAAAACAGAUGUCGUUCAUUAGAUGCCAUCAUCUGCCACCAGCAAACAUCCAGCAGCAAGAACCAAACAAGUCAACAAGUGAAAGGUAAAAAAUCAAGUUCACUUCAUUGCGCGACACCUGCGACAGCUGUAGCACCUAGCAAGAAAAUUCAAGGACGUCGUUUUCGUCGUCAGGUUCAAAACCACGUGUGCCCAUAUUGCUCAGGUAAGCACUUUAUCUUUACUUGUGACAAGUUUCGUUCUACAGAAGUUCCAAGACGAAUCUCAUUUGCGAACGACAACAAUUUAUGCUCCAAUUGCUUGGGAUCUGGUCAUAACCAAACCAAUUGUCAAAGUAAAUACACGUGUCGAGUCUGUAACGCCCAUCAUCACACGCUUUUACAUUGCGAGUCACCAUCAGACUCCAGUGUAUCGCAAACCACAUCUACCCCCAGCUUCACGCCAGCAUAUGCUUCUCAUUCUAAGCAUUAUGUACUUCUUGGUACCGCAAUGGUACAGGUUAUGGACAAGUCUAAUAGGCCUCAGCCAGCCAGGCUCCUUUUCGACAAUGGAUCACACGCUUCCUUCAUUAGCGAAAGUUGUGUACAGCGACUUCACCUAAGGCGUACAUCAGUGACUACAGCAAUUGAAGGAAUUGGCGCUACAGACGCCGGGUCCUCGAAAGGCGAAGUCGAACUUACCUUAACCUCACUUGAUCAAAAGUUUUCAACAACAAUUAAUGCUCAAAUUUUGAACAAAAUAACGAGCCAUCUACCGCCGGUUCCAGUUCAUAACUACAAUUGGCCACAUAUCAGUGGACUCGCACUAGCAGAUCCAUGCUUCAACAUACCUGCAGCCAUCGAUUUAUUAAUUGGAUCUGAUGAGCUAAGCCAAUUUCUAUGCACCGGAUUGAUCAAAGGCCCAGUUGGCACACCAAUUGCUCAGAACUCCACACUUGGGUGGGUAUUAAUGGGCAAAGUGUCGGACUCAACUCCAAUGCCAGCUCCAGUGCCAACAUAUACCGCUUCUUCUCUGUGCCUAUUCACCAAUGCUGCUUUAACAAAAGCAGUGUCUAGACUUUGGGAAAUAGAGUCGUUGCCUGAAGUAAAACACCUUACCAUCGAGGAGAGCUUGUGUGAGCAGUUCUAUGAGGAAACACAUUACCGUCAGACGGAUGGCCGCUUCGUCGUCCAGCUUCCUUUUAAGCCUGACUGUCCUUUAGGAAGCUCCCGCAAUUCAGCCGUUCGCGCAUUACUUCGCAUGGAAAAACAAUUUGCCAAGAACAAAGACCUCUACGUAAAUUAUAAAAAAUUUAUACAUGAGUUUUUGGAAUUGGGCCACAUGGAAGAAGCUGGCCAGGAACCAGCAGCUGAAAGUCAUUACUACUUGCCACACCGAGCGGUCGUCAAAGAAACAAGCACCACUACCAAGCUUAGGGUGGUGUUUAAUGCAUCUUGCCGCACCAGUUCGGGAUUUUCGCUCAACGACACACAGAUGAUAGGUCCACAACUACAGCCAGACCUAUUUUCAACUCUUCUUCGACUUCGUACACAUCGCUUUGCUAUGAGUGCUGAUGUGGAAAAGAUGUACCGCCAGUUACUUAUGGGGUUUCGUCCGCUUCUCAUUUGGCGGUUAAAUCUCUUCAAAAAGCUGCGACUAUCACAAGCCCAAACUCCUUAG
This is a messenger RNA of Episyrphus balteatus (marmalade hoverfly), 2849 nucleotides long. RefSeq lists its product as uncharacterized. The transcript has 3 exons. NCBI's taxonomy places the organism in Eukaryota, Metazoa, Arthropoda, Insecta, Diptera, Syrphidae. The record is from RefSeq and is a predicted model, not a curated record. Bases 336 to 2849 code for a protein of 837 amino acids.